This is a messenger RNA of Pelmatolapia mariae (spotted tilapia), 5167 nucleotides long. RefSeq names its product cerebellin 1 precursor (gene cbln1). NCBI's taxonomy places the organism in Eukaryota, Metazoa, Chordata, Actinopteri, Cichliformes, Cichlidae. The transcript has 3 exons. Gene Ontology annotation, cellular component: synaptic cleft; glutamatergic synapse. Bases 490 to 1065 code for a protein of 191 amino acids. Gene Ontology annotation, biological process: maintenance of synapse structure. The record is from RefSeq and is a predicted model, not a curated record. Gene Ontology annotation, molecular function: protein binding.
AAACUCUCAUAUCCCACAUAUCAAUAAUUCAAGCGCGCGCGACAGAGCAGACGGAGCUCCCCCCUCUGCGCUAUGAGUUCUGCUGCCUCGUCACUCGUCCAGGGCCCUUCCGCUGCGCGCACGACUCUCCCUUACUGUGUUUCCAAGUGACAGAUAAGCUGCUGAGAGGUGGGAAAACAGGAAAGGAACAGGUGAAAACUGGGGACUCGCCUGGAGAUACGGGUUAAUAAAGCAAUUGUUGAAAAAAAGGAGCAGAGACGCCUAAAACUAAACCGUCUGGGUUUGAGACACUCCGCCAGGGAGUUCACGUUAGGCUAAUUAAAUCCAAGAAAGCGGAGUUGCACCUAGUUGUAAAACGAACCUUUUAAGGUUAAUCGAGGAACAGUGGGAAACUCUUCCUACCUGACUUUUUUUUUUUUAAAGGGGAAUAGACCCACUCCGGUUUGAGGUGUGAAGACGACCUGAACAAGUUCACUGCUCGGUUCCGACAUGCUGGCGUUUUGCCUUUUAAGUGCCGUGUGGCUUGCGGCGAGUCCGGUUCGCGCUCAGAACGAGACGGAACCAAUCGUCCUGGAGGGAAAGUGCCUCGUGGUGUGCGACUCCAACCCGACCUCGGACCCCACGGGCACAGCGCUCGGGAUCUCGGUGCGCUCGGGAAGCGCAAAGGUGGCGUUCUCCGCAGUCCGGAACACCAACCACGAGCCCUCCGAGAUGAGCAACCGGACUAUGGUCAUCUACUUCGAUCGGGUUCUUGUAAAUGUUGGGAGGAAUUUUGACGAAGAGAGAAGCAACUUCAUUGCACCACGGAAAGGAAUUUACAGUUUUAACUUCCACGUAGUUAAAGUCUACAAUCGCCAAACUAUACAGGUGAGCCUGAUGCACAACGGUUGGCCGGUAAUUUCGGCAUUUGCCGGGGACCAGGACGUGACGCGUGAGGCAGCCAGCAAUGGUGUUCUGAUCCAGAUGGAGAAGGGAGACCGGGCCUACCUCAAAUUGGAGAGAGGAAACCUAAUGGGAGGAUGGAAAUACUCCACCUUCUCAGGCUUCCUGGUGUUCCCCAUGUAGAGAGGAAGAGGAGGAGGAGGUGCAGGGAUGGAAACAAAGGAGGACGAGCUGGUGGAAGCUGGAAAGCAAAAGGAAGAUGACGAAAAGGCAGGUGGAGGAAGAAGAAAAAGGACAUGGUUAAGAUGGGAGGGAAACAUGACAACAGACUUGUGUUUGGGACGCUGCAGAGGAAGGAUGAGAUGUUAGAGAGAUAUGAGCGUGAUGUGAUGUGAGAAAGUUACAGAGCCGGCACAUGAGAGUGUACGGUCAGCUUCUUCACUUUGCUUCUUCUUUUCAUCCACCCUUUCAUGCAUCCUUCUCCUCCCUCUGUUUCCUCGUGGCUUGACUGCAGCUUUGGACAGCCAAAACCUUUUCUAUACUCUGCUGACAGACGCAAUCGAUCACUGAUAUGGUCCAGAGUGUUCUGAAGCCCAUGUGUAACCCUCCCCCUCCCCACACUCACCAAUCCCAUCAUUUCUUCAUCGAUCACCAUCGGCAUAAGCUUUGACCAAUAUUACUUGAGCAACUAUUCCUCGCUAACCCCAGUUUACUGUGCCCAUAUGUGUGUUUGUGUUUUUCUCAUGCUCGACAUAAACGCCACUGAUUUUGGAUCAGCUUCUUCCCCUGAAGCCAAACUAUAAUUUUUAGAGUGUAAAGUCUGAUCACAGAAUCAGGGGCUAACCUUUUAUUUAUCAUCAUAAUCACGACCCUUUUACGAUAAAUGUACCAUUUGUUCUUUAAACACACAUCUGUUUCUCCUCUUCAUUAUAUUUAGCACGUAGCAGGAUUCAGCUUUGUAAUGGUUAUGGUUCAGCACUCGUAGCAGUGGGGUCAAGGGUUAGGAAAACAUGGGUUAAAUACUUUGCUGUGUGUGUUUAGGCAACAACAUUUUUCUAUAAUAAAUGAAGUUUUUUGCUGGCAAAACCAAUCGACACUCAUCCGAGUGCCCCCACCCCACCCACUAAGACUCGCGGUCCAUUAGUAGGCAGUCAUUAAACUUGUAUACAAAGUGUAACUGGGGAGAACAAAAGUCAGUAGAAGACAGGAGGAGAUGACAGAACAGUUCGAUUUAAUAAACCGUAUCCACUCUCUAGUCAGGUACUCAAUACUUCUCCAUCAAUCUCUGGUGUCUAUAUCUAAUGAAGCGAACACUGAUAGUCAAACAGAAAGUAAUACUUUACUUUGUUCCUUCAGUGUUUUAAUCACGACUCUGAAUCAGGCUUCAUUCUGUGCACCUGUCCUUUCACCCGUACAGUCAGUCUGCUUCCUCCCUGUCACUGCUGCCAUUUUUUUAGAUAUUGUAUCCCCAUGUAGGAUCCUUUUUCUCUCUUUAACUAUGCGGUUUACCCACAAGUGCAGAUUUGGCUUCCUUUUAGUACACCUCUGUUAUCCCCUCCAUCCUCCCUUCCUCAUGUGUGUACUUUAUCCGCUGCUGUACUCAUUUGCCUCCUAGCACGGAUCCUUUCCUGCUUUUCUUCAAUGUGGACUGUGGACAAUGAAACAACCUUCAACUUUACAAAAAUAUAUAUAUAUAUAUAUGAUGAGAUACAAAUGGAUAUAUAAAUAUAAUGAAAUCUAAGCCACCGUUUCUAUUCUCCUGGUUUUAAGAUGAAAAUAAUGGUAAUACUAAUACUGAAAACUUAAUCUGGUUGAUGACUACAGUAUCUGUAUUUCCGUACUUCAGUGUUAUAUAAUGAAAAAAAUAUUCUAAAUGAAACUUAGUGAUUGUGUGGAAAUCUGAGGCUGCCAUUCUGCUCUUCUGAUGAAAACAUGCUUCUUGUUUUUGUUUUGGGUCAAACCAAGUUGUGGCUAAAAAGCUGAGACUACUACUCAUAUAAAAUAAACUAUAGCUAAAAGGUACUUUUAUUAUUAUUAUUAUUAUUAUUAUUUGACUGUAAAUUACAUGUGAAUAUUUAGACUAUGACAAUAUUUGAUUUAUGAAUCAAUCAAAUCGAUUUAUCUACUGUUUUCUUAUUUAUUUGCUCUGAAGAAAUCAAUAAAACUAAAUGGUACUUUUAUUUUUCUUAAACCUACUUUAAGCCUGUCCUCGUACUUUAUUUUGUUCAGUCUUGAAAAAUGUGAAAACAAGCAGAAACUCGCUGAUCCCUGAUGUGCUGACAUGUCUAACGGUGGGCUGUGUUCACUGUAUAUGACCGUGUGCGCGUCUCUGUGUGCAUGUGUGUCCGUGUGCAUGUGUGUGUCUGUGUGCAUGUGUGUCCGUGUGCAUGUGUGUGUCUGUGUGCAUGUGUGUCCGUGUGCAUGUGUGUGUCCGUGUGCAUGUGUGUGUCCAUGUGCAUGUGUGUGUGUGUGUGUUUUGGACCUCUGGAGCUUUUCAGUGAGUCACCUUAAACACACACUAAAAUCUGCUUGAUUGUGUUCUUCUCCACUACCUCUGUCCUCCUUUCUGUCUCCCCUGGUCCUUCACUCUCAUUCCUCCUUUUCCAUUUACUGCUUUUUUAUGCUCAUACACUCUCUCUCACCCCACUCUGUCUCUCUCUCUCUCCCCACUCUGUUGGUUUUUAAGGUUUUGUGGUUCGUUUCUCUCCAGACUCUAAUGAGCUCCAGGGGGAAAAUUAGUGCUGGAAUAACAAGCAAACAUCAACAUCAUCUCCCGUCUUCUUCCCGAUCCCUCCUUCCUCCUGUUCUUCCUGCUUUCACUGUUCUUUUUCACCUGAAGUCAUGUCCUCCGUUCAUCAUUUGUUUUUCCAACACUUGAUUCUCCUUGUAUUCCCGCUUUUCACAUCUUUUCUUUAACUUUCUUCUGUUCUGUGCAUCUGUCUCACUGUCUUUGUCUCCUUCUUUUCAAACCCAUUUCAGUGGCAUUUCUUUUCUUCUACAUCUUCUUUCCAAAUUCUACUUGGCAAAUGUUGUGGAAUAUAAACCAUGAAGCAGUCUUUUGUUUCUGGACACAGUUCCUUCGUUCUUCUUUCUCUCUGUUUCUCAUUCACUCCCCACAUUUAAUAAAAAGGCAAUGAGUGCUCGCAGGUUGGCAUGUGCAACUGCUUAGUUUAGGCUUGAGUCACACAGGCCUUUGAACCAGUCAGUGAACCUCUGGUAACAACAGCAUGCAUAUUUAAUGAGUGGAGAUAUGUUGCAAAUGGGUAUAUAGUGCUCCUCUGAAAACAUCCCGGCAGUUUCUUUGGUUGCUCACAGUUGCACAGAAGAUGCCAACUUGCUUGCAAAUCCGAGCCAACUACAAGCUGAAAAUGGCCUUUUCCUUUGCCUUCAAAGUAAAAGGCCAUAUUUCAUGCAAAACACAGGAGACCACCACAUUCUGCUAGUGACCAAAGAAACCACACAGAGGUUUUUGGUGCAGCACCUUCUUUGUGACUGAUUUUACUGGUCAUCAACCUCCUCUAUAUCUGCAGUCUAUGCUAAGCCAACCAUCUGCUGGGCCUAUAAUCAGCAGAAGGCCACGAGACAAGGUUGAAUCUGAUCAUGGAGCUCUGAGAAAAAGUGAGCAGGCCAAGUGAAUAAAUGUUAGAUUCCCAAAGAGUUUAAGAUGUUCAAAUGGUGACGGCAGUCUCUCGUGAGGACACAGAAGAUUAAGUUUCUGAGUAAAUAUUUAAACCAUAACAGGUCAAGAGAAAUGUUCACAAAAGCUGAAUACAGCCCACGUGUGACCUUUUUGUUACAGUUGGGGUAAGCAAUGUGUUUUUUGUAAGUCGGUCUGUUAGGGAACUAGACUUCUGUAGGUCAUCUGUCCUCUAAAGUCUAGCUGGGAAACAUUAUCCAAUCAGAGAACAGCUGCAAAGCAGAACAAAGACCACAGCAAAUCAUGCAAAAAGUAAGCUGCAGUGAAACACUGUAUUAAGGACUGAAAGAGCAGAUUUUAAAUUCUGCUGGGAAAUCAAAAGUCAUUCGUGACCUUUCAAAAGCUCCUUGACCUCGUAUGCCUACAACUGGGCGUGGCUUAGAGAGGAGAGGGGAGUGUUGCAGGAAGUUUCACCCUGAUGCAGCUGUCGAUCACUCAUCUGAAAGACGGAGCAACAAUACAGCACAGAGAAAUAACUGAAUGUUGGUUCAUGCUCAAAUCUGCAAGUCUAAAACUUUGUUUUCAUCAAAGAAUAUCAAUCAGAAGUCUUGAUGCAUGCUCAAUCAUCCAGGAAAGUAAAUCUCCAAA